AUGACCGUAACCGCAUUCCCCUCUGAAGGCUCUCCAGAUCUCGCUCUUCUCAACGUCGCCCGCCUGUUCACCAGACUCGAACAUAAUAUCCUCUCUCCGGGAACAGACCGGCGCUUAAUUCAACAAUCAGAAUACCAGCGUAUACGCGUGAACAAGAACGUCGAAUAUGCCAGCUCACUCCUCACCAAACUUGAGCGCUCCCUCCCACAAAUAAAGACCCUUGACCGCAAACAUGAAGCUCAAGCCGAGAUUGCGCGCGACAGAGAGCUCCUAAAGCGUAUACGAACCAUUCUCGACGAAGAAGAGGCCAAGGCCGAAGCGAAACAAGAUGAAGAAGACGAGACUGACGACGAUGACGAGUGGAAGGAGCUAUUCUCCAAGCCCGUCGUCGAGAAAGCUAUCGCGACGGUAUCCCAACCCGAAGAUCAACAGGCAAAAGCUCCGCCAGACCUGCAACGAGAAGUAAAGGGAACAAGCGAAGCGCAGCAAACCACGAAUCCUCCCGCAGUGGCAUCAACAACAACUCAAACACCAACCGCAUCAUCAACAAGCCAACCAACACCAACCCUCCGCAACCGCCACAAAACCCCCGCACCGGCCUACACUGAAAAAGCAGUGGCGACGGGAAGCAAUACCACCAAACUCGCUGAAACCGAAACCGAACUGAGUACCCACAGAAUGGAACAAGAAGAUCUAACCAGCUCUCUCCUAACGCUUGCUUCGCAAUUGAAAUCCUCAUCGCAAAGCUUCCAGUCGACGCUGGAGGGCGAGAAGUCUGCUUUGGACCGUGCGGUGUCGGGUAUCGACCGCACGAGCACGACGAUGGAGGCUGCGGGGAAGAGGAUGGGGAUGUUGCGCAAGAUGACAGAGGGGAAGGGAUUGUGGGGGCGGAUGAUGUUGUAUGCGUGGAUAUUCGGACUAUGGGUUGUUGCUAUUCUCAUUGUCUAUGUUGGACCGAAGUUGAGGUUUUGA
Molecule: messenger RNA, 972 nt
Organism: Penicillium coprophilum
Lineage: Eukaryota; Fungi; Ascomycota; Eurotiomycetes; Eurotiales; Aspergillaceae
Exons: 2
Coding region: 1-972 (323 amino acids)
Biological process (GO): retrograde vesicle-mediated transport, Golgi to endoplasmic reticulum
Cellular component (GO): SNARE complex; endoplasmic reticulum
Molecular function (GO): SNAP receptor activity
Source: RefSeq, a predicted model, not a curated record